AUGCGCUCUGCCCUGCGGGUACUCCCCAAACGCAGACUCUCCCCUCGCCUGCCCCAGCCCCGCUUCUAUGCGACCCUCAAUCCCAACACCCCGCCUCCCACUGCCGCAUAUCAAGUCUUCGACGAGCCCUCUAAAGAUCUCCAGCGUUCACGCGCCAUCAUCCGUCUGCGCGAGCUACAAGCAGCCAAGGCCAAAGCCGAACCCGCACAGGGUGAUUCGCAGAUAUCAGAUGAAGACGGACUGAGAGUCGUUGAUUAUUUGCGGGAAGAAGUCUCGGAGAGGCUGGCAGAGAGAAUAGGGGAUCUGAGAGUUCCGCCCUCGUCAAUCAUGGAGCUGUCGGCACAUGCAGGCCAACUGACGCAGAUAUUGCAAGACGUGUUGGCUGAUGAAGUGCCGGGGCAAGGACAGAAUGAGGGCCAAGGACGCCAAGAAGCGCUUUAUAGGGACCAGGACUCGUGCUUUAUCUCACCCCCAGAGCGAAUCCAAGCAUCCCCCUCAGACCUGCUUGCUCAUCCCGAGAUCGAGCCUCUAAAGGAGCAAGUAGAAGCCGUCGUCUCCUCUGGUGGGCUGCAGUGGGUUGGUGAUAUUGUUGGCGGCUUGACGCAAGUGCGGCAUUUGCUGAAACCCGACGGCGUGUUCGUGGGUGCUGUCUUUGGUGGCGACACUUUGUUCGAGAUGAGGACCUCACUGCAACUUGCCGAACAAGAGAUACGAGGAGGCAUCGCCAACCGAGUAUCUCCCAUGAUUAAUCCCACCGAUGCCCCGUCGCUAAUGAACAGAGCUGGCUUUACUUCGGUCACAGUAGAUGUCGAAGACCUGACCAUAAACUACCCAUCAAUGUGGGAGCUUAUGGCAGACUUGCGAGAUAUGGGCGAAAGCAAUGCUAUUCUUGGUAGACGUGCGACAAUUGGAAGAGACGUUCUUGUAGCUGCAAGCAGUAUCUAUCAAGAACUGUUUGGCAACGAGGACGGUACGGUGCCUGCCACCUUCUCUAUCAUCUUUCUGAUCGGAUGGAAGCCCGGACCCAAUCAGCCCAAGCCCUCAAAGCGAGGGUCCGGUCAAUCUGCUUUGCAGGAUGUAUUAUGA
Cryptococcus wingfieldii CBS 7118 is the source of this 1086-nucleotide messenger RNA. RefSeq lists its product as hypothetical. The record is from RefSeq and is a predicted model, not a curated record. The transcript is spliced from 9 exons. Gene Ontology annotation, biological process: mitochondrial respiratory chain complex I assembly. Gene Ontology annotation, cellular component: mitochondrion. Bases 1 to 1086 code for a protein of 361 amino acids. NCBI's taxonomy places the organism in Eukaryota, Fungi, Basidiomycota, Tremellomycetes, Tremellales, Cryptococcaceae.